Messenger RNA from Papaver somniferum (opium poppy), 1664 nucleotides. RefSeq names its product glycosyltransferase family protein 64 C3-like. The record is from RefSeq and is a predicted model, not a curated record. Gene Ontology annotation, cellular component: membrane. The transcript has a single exon. Bases 26 to 1009 code for a protein of 327 amino acids. Lineage: Eukaryota; Viridiplantae; Streptophyta; Magnoliopsida; Ranunculales; Papaveraceae. Gene Ontology annotation, molecular function: glycosyltransferase activity.
UCAACCACCGCCGGAAUCUCCUUAAAUGGGAAAGACAGCUAAUAUUUACUUGUUCUUCAUCUUGGUUACAAAUUUCUUAACUUCAAUUCAUUCUGUAGAUCCAAUUUGCAACUCAAAAACAUUCCCAGAUCCAAAAACCUUAAGAUCAGAUCAAAUCACAGUAUUAAUCAACGGCUACUCGGAAUCACGUAUCCAUCUCCUCCGCCGCAUCGCCGCCACAUACUCCUCCUUACCCUUCGUUGCAUCUGUACUAAUCCUCUGGGGAAACCCAAAAACACCACCAGAAACCCUAACUCAAAUCACUCAGAACCUAACAUCAUACUUCGGCGGUGCACCAAUUUCAUUACUCCUCCAAUCAACAGACUCGUUAAACUCAAGAUUCCUCCCCAGGCCCGAAAUCACCACCCGUUCCAUCGCAAUCUGCGACGACGACAUCGAAAUCGACUCGAAAUCAUUCGAAUUCGCAUUCAAGAUAUGGGAAUGGAAUCGCGAUAAGCUCAUCGGGUUCUUCCCGAGGUCUCAUGAUCUUGAUUUGUCCCUCAAAUCAUGGAUUUACACUGUCCAUUCGUAUAAAUACUCGAUUUUGUUAACCAAAUUCAUGAUCAUGAAGACGGAUUACUUGGAGAAAUACAGUUGCAGUGCUGAUAGUAGAAUCACAAUGCUGAGGGAUUAUGUUGAUGAGAUGAAGAACUGUGAGGAUAUUCUGAUGAAUUUUGUGAUUUCGGACGAAGCGGAUUCGGGUCCGGUUUUGGUCGAAGCGAAGAGAUUGAGAGAUCAUGGUGAUGCAAGGAAUGAAGAGAAUGAUGAAAUGGAGAUGAGGAAUGUUGGGUUGAGUAGCAGGAGAAGAGAACAUAGGAAAAGAAGAGGUGAAUGUAUUAGAGAGUUUCACAAGGUGUUGGGGAGAAUGCCGUUGAGGUACAGUUAUGGGAAGUUGGUUAAUUCUGUUGGGGAACAGGGGUUGUGUGUCAAAGGUGGCAAAUUGGUGUUUUGUGAUCAACAAAUCUUUUGAUUUUAAUGCAAAAUAUGUGCCCGUUGUCUGAGCAUUUUUCAUAGCUUUUGGUCGGAUAUUAUCUGGUUUUUGAACAGAACCUUAAAGGUUAGCGUCCGUAGCAAUUUUUGUUUCCAAUUGUGAAUUGCGACUUCCAGCAUCUAAAGUAAAUCCUUCAACCUAAAAUAUUAACUUCCUGGGUAGACUAACAAAAUUGCCAUUGUGGUAUUCAAGAUUAUGAUAGAGAAGCGGCGUCAAUUCACCUUAUCAAAACACGACCAAAUGGAAAGCCGUAUCAAAAUUGAGAAUGAGCAGAGAAUAUUCAAACUUUUACCCACUUGAGAUUGAAAAGGAAAGACAAAGAAAUAUUACCUUGGGGAUCAUGAAUCUGGCUCAUCAAACAAAUGAAUUAGUAUUUUUUUCAAAGCCGGAUCAUGAACAUCAUUGUGGUUGCUUGUUCUUAGUAUGUGGUUUGUUCUCUUCGUGCUCAGGACUUCCGCUUUAGUACGUCUUCUACGAUGUUGCCAUAUGACAUAAUUCAUGGCAAAUAGAACAAGAAAAAGAUCAAACCGGUAGUAGAGAUAGACCUGAGCCUGUCUUCUAUUGUCAAAAGCACUUGUAUCAACAUGUUCAUAUGCAAUAAAUGCCACGAUUGUACCAUGUUCUUCCGGUAAAU